CGCCAUCUUUGUUGCCUCGUGAGCACGCCAGUGUAUCGUGCAAGAACAAUAAUAUUAGGAAUUAUCAAUGUAUUCGGAUUGUGUGGAAGAACAUGUACAAUGAGUGAGCCAGGCUCAGAUGGAAGCCCUGGAAGGCAGAGGCGAUCCACAGAAAGGAGCAGAGAGAACAUCCGUGAAUAUGUCAAGCUCCUGAGUCGGAAGGUGACCGGGUCGCCCUCUGGUCACAGAACCCCAAGACUCCUUAGGGAGGUCAGAAUGUCAGAUGGGGGUUCAGGUCACAAGUCCAAGUUGGAGGGUGAAACCUCCUCUUCCCCAGGUCAUAUGAAAGUGUCCAGUAAUAACCAGGAAAGUGUAAAGGAGAAGCCCUUGAAGAAGGGUAAUACUCAAACCAAGAAAAUAAUGAAAGCCAAGAAAAAUUCUGGGCCAGCUAAUGUAUCAGUUUCUGGAAAAAUUGAAAUUGGUGUAAAGGCUGAAGAUAAAGAUGAAACUGAAAAGUCAGGUGUUUUAACAAAAGGUAAUACAUGUAAGGAAAAAUUAACAAUGCCAGUACUGAAAAGUACAAGAACGCAAGAUAGAACUACUGAACCUUCGACCAGCAAGAAUGUUAGUAAAUCAGAGAGUGCAGAUAACUCGGUGGAGAAUGAAUCGGAUAUUGACAGCAGUAGUUGCUUUGAAGAUUUUGAUAAGUUAGACACCAGGGAAGAAAUACAAUGCCAACAAAAGUCCAUGGAAAGAAACAAAGUUUCAACACCAGAAAUAAGUAGUAAAAGAUCCACUCCCAAGUCAGGACGUGGUGUGGACUGCAAAAGUGACUCACCUCCUGACCUCAUCCUCUUCCUGAAAGAAGGCAGAGGAAGAGCCCAGAAUUACAGUGAGCCUCCUACACUUGAGUCUGAAACUAUUGCUACCAGGAGACGGACACGUGUGCCUGCUGAUCCUAAAGCUAUUGACAUUAGUAAAAAAAUAAAUGCAUCUCAAUCAAAAGGAAAGAAAGAUGUCAAAGGUGUCCAGAAAAAAGAGAAUAAAAGGGAAAAAUUAAAAGUAUUAGAAACAGAACACCAGAAUCAUAAAAGAUAUUACUCCCAUCCCACAGUCAAGGACGUUAGAGAUACACAGAUCCUAAGACCUUCAGAAAAUAGAAAGGCUGGAGGAAAAAUCUCUGUGAAAACACCACAGGCAGUUCAAGUUGAUUGUGAAGCAUCAGUAGAUUACUUGAAUCUUGAUUCAGUUUUGCAGAAGGUACCUGAUAACAUGGCAAGUGAUAAGAUACCAAUUGUCAUCAUGUCAAAUUCUGAUCAAGAAGACAAACCUCCUAAAGCAAUGCCAAAGAGUCGCAAGUCUCAGAACUUUCUUGAAGAUAAAGCCAAAACCCGAGCUUUUAUCAAGUUGGCUUCGUCAUCCAGUGAAAACUCUCUGGAAAGCAAGGAGGAGCUUAUGACUUGUAUAGAAGACAAAGAUACCACAGAAAUGGCAGGUUCGUGUUCACCAAAAAAUGUCAAAACAGAAACAAUAACAUCAAAGAGUAAAGGUUCCAGAAAAACACAGAAAACAGACAUUAGUAAGGGUUCAGAUGCUGUUUCAGAUGAAAAAAACCCUUCUGUAAAAGAAAAAAUUGUUACAGAGAUGAGGAGCAUGGCUUCCAAAUUAGAUCCAAGAGGCAGUAAAGAGUCUGAAGUUAGUGAUAUGGGAAGCAAAAUCCUGAAUAUCUAA
Penaeus vannamei (Pacific white shrimp) is the source of this 1710-nucleotide messenger RNA. The record is from RefSeq and is a predicted model, not a curated record. Lineage: Eukaryota; Metazoa; Arthropoda; Malacostraca; Decapoda; Penaeidae.